GCUAUGUGCCUGUGGAAAUCUGGCCAGAAGGACAGGUACACAGCCCCUGUCUGUGGAUGAGGAUGCCUGCCCACUGGGCCUGCUGCCCGUAGUGUGGCCAGUUCACCACAAGACGCUUGGCAUCACCGACAAACAGGAAACAGGGCUCGGUGCAGUAGGUGGAUGGGUACCUGCUAGGGGAGCCCAGUAGGUAGGGCGGCAGGGGCAGAGCAGCUGGUGGGGCCUCUGAGAAGACUCGCAGUCACAGAGCAGUGCCUGCCCCUGAGCUGGGACCUCACUUUUGGGCAUGUGCCUGCCCAGGGAAGCUGCUGCAUGGUGUGUGGGGUGUGAGCAGGAGUGACAGUGGGAAAGGGCCAGCAACUCAAAUGCUGGAGACCUGAGGAGGCUGUGUGUACGUUUCCUGGGGGAGUGCAGCUUGUGAAGGCCACGCAGCACUGCAGGUAGACUUAGGAAUCAUGCUGGGUGACAGAGGACCGGAACCUGCCUAAUAACAACACUGUUUUGAAGCUUGAAAAUGAAACCACAUAUCUUCAAGGGCAACCGGGGAUGGCCCCACUGCACGCGGCGCUGAGAUGGUGAGACCCCUCCCUAUUCACUGGCUGCCCCAACCUUUCUUGAAGGAGGCCAUCAGGAUGGCUCUGCCUCUCCCCCCUGCCUCCGGCCCCCUGGAAGGCUGUAGGGACCCAGCGUGCUGGCUCCUCCUGCAGCACGGACGGGCCACCUCUCCUCUCCACAGGCUGUCUCUGAUGGGACUGCCAGACAUCUCCAGGCACCAGCUGGCUGGAGACUUAGAUGACACCAAGCAAAGCCUACUUAGUUUAGACUUCCAGGAAUUGUAUGGUGAAAAAAGCAAGCAUGAAGUUGGCAAGCUUGUUUUGUUUUCUGCUUAUCAUUUUUCAAAUUGACUUUGGACAAAAUGAAGACACUCCCAGGAAGCAGAGGAAGAUGUAUCACCGCAGAUGGCAGAGAGGCUCUAUGCCCAGCCAUAGUCCCAGCAGACAGCUUGGACUUCGGCAGUCAGGGACAGCCACAUCGACAGCAGCACAGCCCGUGGUGACUGUGGGUCACAGUGUGGAGGAAAAGUUUGAAUCUUUAUUGAGUGUUCUUGGAGUAGAAUCAAGCUAUAAUGUGCUACCAGGGAGAAAGGGGCACUGUGUGGUAAAUGGGAUGGCCAUGCACAACACAGCCGUGUGGUCCCCUGGGCCCUGCACCACCUGCCUCUGCUACAGCGGAAGAGUGCUCUGUGAUGAGGCCGUGUGCCCCCCACGGGCAUGCCCCCAAACACGCAUACCUGAUGGAGAAUGCUGCCCAGUCUGCUUUGACUCAGAACCAAGAGAACCAUCCAGUGUGCAGCAUACACCACCGCCACCCCUUCAGGAGGAGAGGGACCACACGGGCAGCAAAGAGGGGCUUGGACUGCAGGAGGAGGAAACCAGAGAGGACGCAGAUGGGGGCAGCCUUCCUGACACAAGGCAGUACAGACAAGGUGGGCGGCAGAGCCCUGGAGAGGAGGGGAGGCAUGCCCGCCGACACAGAGGUCCAGCCAGGGAGCAGGUCAAGGGCAAGGAGCAGGACGACGAGGACGACGAGGACAAGGACGAUGAGGACGAGGAUGAGAAGUGGACUGUCAGAAGGGACACGUUCCUGCCACCCUCGCGGCACCCAGGCCCUGCCCUGCCCCAAGCCAUGCCCCGUCUACCCAGCAGCUGCUCCCUGUCUUAUAGGACCAUCAGCUGCAUUAGUGCCCACCUCACACACAUCCCGCCACUCAUGGCACCACAGAUUACAAGUCUGGAGCUCAUUGGCAAUCCCAUCACCUCUGUUCCAGAUGAAGCAUUUAAUGGGUUGCCGAAUUUGGAAAGGCUUGAUCUCAGCAAAAAUAACAUCACCUCUGCAGGCAUGGGUCCAAAAGCUUUCAAGCUUCUGAACAAGUUAAUGCGCCUGAACUUGGAUGGGAACAAGUUGGUAGAGAUUCCUUCCAAACUGCCAUCAACGUUAGAGGAACUGAAAAUUAACGAGAACAACCUUCAGGCUAUCGAUGAAGAGCGCUUGUCAGACUUAAAUCAAUUGGUCACCUUAGAACUGGAAGGAAACAGCCUGAGUGAGGCCAAUGUCAAUCCUUUAGCUUUCAAACCUUUGAAGAGCCUAGCCUACCUGCGUCUGGGAAGAAAUAAAUUUAGAAUUAUACCACAGGGUCUUCCUGCUUCAACUGAGGAAUUAUACCUAGAAAAUAACAACAUUGAAGAAAUAACUGAAAUCUGUUUCAACCAUACCAGAAAGAUCAGUAUCAUUGUACUACGCUAUAAUAAAAUAGAAGAAAACAGGAUUGCUCCUUUAGCCUGGAUCAAUCAAGAAAACCUGGAGUCGAUUGACCUCUCCUACAACAGGCUCUACCACGUCCCCUCCUACCUGCCCAAGUCUCUACUGCACCUGGUGCUCCUCGGGAAUCAGAUCGAGCGCAUCCCUGGCUACGUAUUCGGCCACAUGGAGCCAGGCCUGGAGUACCUCUACCUGUCCUUCAACAAGCUCUCGGAUGAUGGCAUGGACCGCGUCUCCUUCUAUGGGGUAUACCAUUCUCUCAGAGAGCUGUUUCUGGACCACAAUGACUUAAAAUCCAUACCCCCUGGGGUACCGGACAUGAAAGCACUACAUUUUCUGAGGCUGAACAACAACAAGAUACGGAACAUCCUUCCAGAACAAAUUUGCAGUGCUGAAUAUGGUGAUUCAACCCUGGGACAUCUUCAUCUUGAAAACAAUUACAUUAAAACAAGAGAAAUAUCAUCCUAUGCAUUUUCAUGCAUAAGAUCAUAUUCAAGCAUAGUUCUUAAACCACAAAAUAUCAAGUAAUCCAAAUCCCCUUUCAUCUUUUAUAACUGUACUCAUGAGUCUGUGGUAGAGCAUUUGUUAUCAGUAAGGGACACAACCUGGCUCGCCAUCCAGAUGAACAGCCCAAAUCAAUAAGUGGCCUUCCAACAGCUGCAGGGUUUCAGCCUCACACUCCAGAAAGAAGCCACUGCGAAGUCCCUUGUGAGAGGCUCUGCACUGAUGUCUAGACUAGGGGCUCCCUAGGUCCCUGUAAAAGCUAUGUGUGUUAGGGUUCAAAGCCAAGAAGUGUACAGCAGGAAAAAAACACCAGGUAGUAUUUAUGUAUUAAUGUUAUUAUCCUACUGUUAAAAUAUUAAUUUUCUGUAAGACCCUAUGCCUCAAUUAUUGGCAUAAAUACACCUAAUUACCAGCCUAAAUUUAGUUCCUUCUAUUAAUUACAUUGUAAAAUUAAAACACUAUUGUAAUGUUAGUUUCCUGGUUCAGAACUGUACUAUGUUUAUGCAUGUGGGUUAUUAGCAUUAGGGGGAGUUGGAGGAUAAUAUGUGAAUUCUAUACUACUUCUGAAACUUUUCUGUAAGUCUAAACUUUCUGCACAAAACAGUAAAACAGUAUUUUACUAUCACCCUCAUUAUUCUUUACUCAAGAUCAAAAGACUUUAUGGAAAGCAGUGGAGCUUGCUUACAAUAUUGGGUAACUAUCUUUGACUAUAACCUUGUAAAUGUAAACCUACUGCAUGAAAUUUUGAAAAUUUGUCCUCCAUUGGCCAUUGCUGGCACAGAUCUUCCCUCUAAUUUCCUCAAAAGGUAUCCUUUUAUUCAGUUCAAUUUAACAUAAAGUGAUUACUAUGUAUUAGAAACUACUACCCAAACUAUAUAGCAUUAAAUUUUUCAUUAUGUAAUAACCUCUUAUAUUUAUUUAUAAAAUAAUUUAUGAAAGAUA
Molecule: messenger RNA, 3765 nt
Organism: Manis pentadactyla (Chinese pangolin)
Lineage: Eukaryota; Metazoa; Chordata; Mammalia; Pholidota; Manidae
Gene: ECM2
Product: extracellular matrix protein 2
Exons: 11
Coding region: 838-2847 (669 amino acids)
Biological process (GO): extracellular matrix organization; positive regulation of cell-substrate adhesion
Cellular component (GO): extracellular matrix
Molecular function (GO): protein binding; heparin binding; collagen V binding
Source: RefSeq, a predicted model, not a curated record